GUGGUAUCCGGCUCAGUCGUAGCCGAGGCCAAGGAAUGUGACCGGCCUUGUGUCAACGGCGGCCGCUGCAACCCUGGCACCGGACAGUGCGUCUGCCCCGCCGGCUGGGUGGGCGAGCAGUGCCAGCACUGCGGGGGCCGCUUCAGACUAACUGGAUCUUCUGGGUUUGUAACAGAUGGACCUGGAAAUUAUAAAUAUAAAACGAAGUGCACAUGGCUCAUUGAAGGACAGCCAAAUAGAAUAAUGAGACUUCGUUUCAAUCAUUUUGCUACAGAGUGUAGUUGGGACCAUUUAUAUGUUUAUGACGGGGAUUCAAUUUAUGCACCACUAAUUGCUGCCUUUAGCGGCCUCAUUGUUCCUGAGAGAGACGGCAAUGAGACUGUCCCUGAGGUUGUUGCCACAUCAGGUUAUGCCCUGCUGCAUUUUUUUAGUGAUGCUGCUUAUAAUUUGACUGGAUUUAAUAUCACUUACAAUUUUGACAUGUGUCCGAAUAAUUGCUCAGGCCGAGGAGAAUGUAAAAUCAGUAAUAGCAGCAACACUGUUCAGUGUGAAUGUUCUGAAAACUGGAAAGGUGAAGCAUGUGACAUUCCUCGCUGUGUAAAUAACUGUGGUUUUCCUCAUCAAGGCAUCUGCAAUUACAGUGAUGUCAGAGGAUGUUCCUGCUUACCAGGGUGGCAGGGUCCUGGAUGUUCAAUUCCUGUACCAGCUAACCAGUCAUUUUGGACUCAAGAGAAAUAUUCUAACCCAAAGCUCCCCAGAGCCUCUCACAAAGCUGUGGUCAAUGGAAAUAUAAUGUGGGUUGUUGGAGGAUAUAUGUUCAACCACUCAGAUUACAGCAUGGUUCUAGCGUAUGACCUUGCUUCUAGGGAGUGGCUUGCACUGAACCGGUCUGUGAACAAUGUGGUGGUUAGAUAUGGCCAUUCUUUAGCAUUAUACAAGGAUAAAAUUUACAUGUAUGGAGGAAAAAUUGAUUCAACAGGGAAUGUGACCAAUGAGUUGAGAGUGUUUCAUAUUCAUAAUGAAUCGUGGGUAUUGUUGACUCCGAAAGCAAAGGAGCAGUAUGCAGUUGUUGGGCACUCUGCACACAUUGUCACGUUGAACACUGGCCGAGUGGUCAUGCUCGUCAUCUUUGGUCACUGCCCUCUCUAUGGGUAUAUAAGCAAUGUACAGGAAUAUGAUUUGGAUAAGAACACAUGGAAUAUAUUACAUACCCACGGUGCCCUCGUCCAAGGAGGCUAUGGCCAUAGCAGUGUCUAUGAUCACAGGACUAGGGCAGUCUAUGUUCAUGGAGGCUACAAGGCUUUCAGCGCCAAUAAAUACCGGCUUGCAGAUGAUCUCUACAGAUAUGACGUGGACACCCAGAUGUGGACCAUUCUUAAGGACAGCCGAUUUUUCCGUUACUUGCACACAGCUGUGAUAGUGAGUGGAACCAUGCUGGUGUUUGGAGGAAACACACACAAUGACACAUCCAUGAGCCAUGGCGCCAAAUGCUUUUCUUCAGAUUUCAUGGCUUAUGACAUUGCUUGUGACCGCUGGUCAGUGCUUCCCAGACCUGAUCUGCACCAUGAUGUCAACAGAUUUGGCCACUCAGCAGUCUUACACAACAGCACCAUGUAUAUAUUUGGUGGCUUCAAUAGUCUCCUCCUCAGUGACAUCCUGGUAUUUACCUCGGAACGGUGUGAAGCACACUGGAGUGAAGCUGCUUGUCUAGCAGCAGGACCUGGCAUCCAGUGUGUGUGGGACACCACGUCAUCUCAGUGUAUCUCCUGGGAGUUGGCAACAGAAGCACAAGAAGAAAAGUUAAAAUCAGAAUGUUUUUCCAAAAGAACUCUUGACCAUGACAGAUGUGACCAACACACUGAUUGUUACAGCUGCACGGCCAACACCAAUGACUGCCACUGGUGCAAUGACUAUUGUGUCCCUAGGAACCACAGCUGCACGGAAGGCCAGAUCUCCAUUUCCAGGUAUGAGAACUGCCCCAAGGAUAACCCCAUGUACUACUGUAACAAGAAGACCAGCUGCAGGAGCUGUGCCCUGGACCAGAACUGCCAGUGGGAGCCUCGGAAUCAGGAGUGCAUUGCCCUGCCUGAAAAUAUCUGUGGCAGUGGCUGGCAUUUGGUCGUAAACAUGUGCUUGAAAAUUACUACAGCCAGGGAGACCUAUGACAAUGCUAAAUUGUCCUGUAGGAACCACAAUGCCCUUUUGGCUUCUCUUACAACCCAGAAGAAGAUAGACUUUGUCCUUAAGCAGCUGCGAAUAAUGCAGUCAUCACAGAGCAUGACCAAGGUGACCUUGACGCCAUGGGUUGGUCUUCGGAAGAUCAAUGUAUCCUAUUGGUGCUGGGAAGAUAUGUCCCCAUUCACAAAUAGUUCACUACAGUGGAUGCCGUUUGAGCCCAGUGAUGCUGGAUUCUGUGGAAUCCUGUCAGAACCCAGUACUCGGGGCCUGAAGGCUGCAACCUGCAUCAACCCACUCAAUGGUAGUGUCUGUGAAAGGCAGGCAAACCACAGCAGCAAGCAAUGCCGGAUGCCAUGUGCCUUGAGGACAGCGUGUGGAGAGUGCACCAGUGGCAGCUCCGAGUGCAUGUGGUGCAGCAACAUGAAGCAGUGUGUGGACUCCAAUGCCUACGUGGCCUCCUUCCCUUAUGGACAGUGUAUGGAGUGGUAUACCAUGAGCAGCUGUCCCCCUGAAAAUUGUUCAGGCUACUGUACCUGUAGUCAUUGCUUGGAGCAACCAGGCUGCGGCUGGUGUACUGAUCCCAGCAAUACUGGCAAAGGGAAAUGCAUAGAGGGCUCCUAUAAAGGACCAGUGAAGAUGCCUUCUCAGGCCCCUAUAGGAAAUUUCUACCCACAGCCUCUUCUCAAUUCCAGCAUGUGUUUGGAGGACAGCAGAUACAACUGGUCUUUCAUUCAUUGUCCAGCAUGCCAGUGCAAUGGCCACAGCAAAUGCAUUAAUCAGAGUAUCUGUGAGAAGUGUGAGAACCUGACCACGGGCAAACAUUGUGACACCUGCAUAUCUGGCUUCUAUGGUGAUCCCACCAAUGGGGGGAAAUGUCAGUCAUGUAAGUGUAAUGGGCAUGCAUCACUGUGCAAUACCAACUCGGGCAAGUGCUUCUGCACCACCAAGGGCGUCAAGGGGGACGAGUGCCAGCUAUGUGAGGUAGAAAAUCGAUACCAGGGAAACCCUCUCAAAGGAACGUGUUAUUAUACUCUUCUUAUUGACUAUCAGUUCACCUUUAGCCUGUCCCAGGAGGAUGACCGCUAUUACACAGCCAUCAAUUUUGUGGCUACACCUGAUGAACAAAAUAGGGAUUUGGACAUGUUCAUCAAUGCCUCCAAAAACUUCAACCUCAACAUCACCUGGGCCGCCAGCUUCUCAGCUGGAACCCAGGCUGGAGAAGAGACGCCUGUUGUUUCAAAAACCAACAUUAAAGAGUACAAAGAUAGCUUCUCUAAUGAGAAGUUUGAUUUUCGCAACCACCCGAAUAUCACUUUCUUUGUUUAUGUCAGUAAUUUCACCUGGCCCAUCAAAAUUCAGAUUGCCUUCUCCCAGCACAGCAAUUUUAUGGACCUGGUACAGUUCUUCGUGACUUUCUUCAGUUGUUUCCUCUCUUUGCUCCUGGUGGCUGCUGUGGUUUGGAAGAUCAAACAAAGUUGUUGGGCCUCCAGGCGCAGAGAGCAACUUCUCCGAGAGAUGCAGCAGAUGGCCAGUCGUCCCUUUGCCUCUGUGAAUGUUGCCUUGGAAACAGAUGAAGAGCCUCCUGACCUUAUUGGUGGCACUGUAAAGACUGUUCCUAAACCCAUUGCCCUAGAGCCGUGUUUUGGCAACAAAGCUGCUGUCCUCUCUGUGUUUGUGAGGCUCCCUCGAGGCCUUGGUGGAAUCCCUCCUCCUGGGCAGUCAGGUCUUGCAGUAGCCAGCGCCCUGGUGGACAUUUCUCAGCAGAUGCCAAUAGUGUACAAAGAGAAGUCAGGAGCAGUGAGAAACCGGAAGCAGCAGCCCCCUGCGCAGCCCGGGACCUGCAUUUGAUGCUGGGGCCAGGGACUCUCUGUGAGUGAGCGAAGUGUGGCGAGGUGUGGCGUGCUAGAGCCGGCUGCAGGGUGGGAGCAGGCAGGAGAUGCUGUGUGGAGCCGAGCAGGGCAGAAAACUGGAAACCCUCCAACUGGAAACAUCGACUCAUCUGCAUGUUCACAGGCUUUCUUUGACAGUUUCUACCAUGUGUGCUCUAGCAUCUGACCUUUUAUUUUUGCAUAGGAAAUAAUUGAUUUAAUUACAGGUCCAGGGGUGAUCCAGAUGUUGCUGGAGGAGGCCGGUGUGGAGCCAGUGAGAGAGCUAGGAAUGAUACUCAGGUUUACUUGUGGGAAACUGGUCUUGGGACUGUCUCAACUGUGCAAAAACAAAGAUGUAGUGUUUACAAGCAGACAUGCGUCAUCAGUCAUUCUGGAACAAGGUCUUUUCAAAACUAGUCAGAUGAAUGAACUUGUCUUCAUCUGAAACCUAUCUUUUUUAAAAGAUGUGCUAUUUAUUCUUGCAUGUUUUAGGCAGAUAACUCUCUUCCAGGGAGUAUCUUUUUUUCUAGUUGAGAACUAAUGUCCAUCUCUUUUGAAUCAUAUUAAACUGAGAUAGAAGGGGGCUAUUUUAAGUGUCAUAAUCAGCAGUGUUAUUUAGAACGUAAACUGGUGUGAUAGGUAGUUUUCUAUAGCUACUUGAUUAAAUUAGGUCUUAAUCCAUUUGAAAUUCCUCUCUCUCACACACACCUGCACACACAAACACUAAGUGCCUAGACUUUAAAUAGAUCUAGCAAUUGGAAAGUUAGUAAGCCUAAGUUUUUACAUAAUUGCAUUCCUACAUUCUUACACAACUUAAAUAGCUACCAUUGGCAAUCUGCUUUUUUUCUAAAAUGUACUUUGCAGCCAGGAAAGAAUUUUCACCCCAAGCAACCUUUAUCCCAGCACCAAGGACUGAAGAGGAAAGCAGGGAUGACCUAACUGUAAAAGCUCCUGUUUGUAUUGUUAAAAAGGACACUAGGCAUGAUCCCCAUGUGUUCUCCUGACCCCAGAUCACUCUAGGUCUGAUGUUCUCUUCAGCCUUUCUGGCCUCCUGCUUCCAGGGCGCCACAGAAGAAGGGACUCACUCAUGUUACAUGCCUCCCUUGAGCAGAAAAGAGCAUGACAGUACCUGGAUCAAAGAGCGACUCUGUUCCUGCAGCCUGCUCUGAGCUGUGGGCCAUCGCAGGCUGCGGGUGGGAUCGCACACCAGGAGAGGGACAGUCUCCCAUUGUCAGCUGAACCUGCCCACAGCCUAGAGAAGGACCUGGAGCUGUUUGUCCUCUUUCCCCCAGGAGGGGCUGGCUCUUCACCCCUCCCCAGACCCAGGUGGUGGCUGUGGGAGGGCAAUGAACACUAAAAGGAUGAAAAGCACAUGGAAAAAAUGGACAAGGAGGGAAAACUAUGCCAAAUGGAAAGUGACCAAAUUUAAGCAGGAUGGGGCAGUCCCUGCUUUUCUCCCCAGGGCACUGCCUAGACAUCGUGUUGUCCAUCUAUGGUGCUCUGUACUCUGGCAUUAUGCAGCAGCCUCCCAAGACCUCUCCUGCUUCAAAACCUGGGGAUGGACCUCUAGACAACAAUGCUGUAGCUUGUGAAUUUGGAGAAAUAAAUACUCAAAAGAGCAAAAACUGUGAAAACCUUUAAAUGUGGUGCCUAGAGAGAGGGAGUAUCUAUCUCUCCCCCAGCACUGACCCCACUCCCAUGAAGAAUUGCCUGGGAAGAUGUUUUCAAAGAAGUCGAACCAUAAAAGACUGUCUGGUGCACAAAGCACCUCUACUUUGAGACUCACCUCUCAAAAAGCUGUGUUUUCACAUUACUGUUAAAGAAUAGAUGGUUCUAGAAAAGACCUCUAUGAGCUCCCUGCAUCCCUACUCCAGGUCACGGCACCCACAGAGAGCCUGCCAUGGACUGGGCCUUCACUUCUUAUUACCACCAGGCCUCUUGGCCAAGAGGGAGGCACUGGAGGGGAUCCUACCACAAGGGAAAUCCUUGUUUGUUCUAAGGACCCCUGUGCCCUUGGCCAAAGAAGUCUUUUUCCCCACGGUAGUCCCACGCCUUGAAAUACAUGCACCAGUCCCACAGCCACCUGGUUAUUUAUUUUUUCAUAAAACACGAUGUUUAGUUUUAAAAAGGAAGAAAGCAAGUGAAGUUUAAUUUUGCUCCAGCAGUGGAGAAACAGCUGAACCCACCUGCUUCUCCGUUGCAGCCCAUAGCAAAUGGCUUUCUCUAGGCUCAGGCCAGAGGAAGGGAAUGGCAGGAGAAAGGCACUCAGCUUAGAGCCAGUUACCAAGAGGGCAUCACCUGGAACUUCAGAGAUGUCUGCAUGUCACAGGAGAGCCUGUAAAUAAAUUAUAGUCAUGACAGCGUUGAUGUUGCACUUGUACAUAACUAUACAGUAGUGUCCGGAAUGUUCAGACAUUCAAAGUGUACAUAAAACAGAAAAAUCUCAAUGUAUUUUUAUUAAAUGUAACGGCGUCUGAGUUUCACCUAAUGUGUUUUUGUGCCAUUACUGGAUAUCCAGGUUCAGAGAAGUCCUCUUGUUAGACCCUGAAGCAUUGAUGAAGCCAAGAAGGGCACCCUCAUCAUGCUGAUGUGUUCAAAUGCAUCUGGUACCAAUUGGAUAACCCUUAGAACCCGAAUCCUCUGUUAGUACACAAGUGAAAACUGGCAGUGAGUCCAUUUAAACAGCAGUACAUGAGAAGACUUGAAGGCAGUGGGAACCUGUCACUAUUGUUCACUCUGCAAGUGCGUCGUGCAUCUGUCAACCUUUUAGUGCUGUGGGUGGCCAGGGACAGCCAGUCUCAUCCUGAGAAAUGUUUUUCAAAGUCUUUAAGUUCAAAGAUUAUACCUUAGAAAUCAGAUUUUCCAAAAAGGGGGUUUCCAGGCUGCAUUUUGUUGUGGUUUUGUCUAAGUUUUUAAUGAUCAUUUCCCAGAACCAUAGUUUACUAUACUGGAAAUUGGAGGUGGGAGUGGGGUGGCUAGUUUGUUGAUAUAUAGCUCCUGGUUCCCCAUAAAGAACCGCAUGCACCCUGGACUCCUGCCUUCUACUCCUCUCUACACACAGCUUAGGGAGAAGAGAAGUCUGUGCUUCCCUCUGGGUAUCACCUGCAAAAGGUGGGAGGAGGUAUGGAAAAAGCAGCUCUGGACAGAAGACUGCAGCAAAAGGGAAACAUGGGAAUAUCUAUGGGUGAGACCUGAGCUGCAAGGUUCGAGACACCAGGAAAUCUGGGCAAAUGAAAAGACCAGAGCACUAUCAGUGCAAGUCCUACUCCUUCAACUUAAUGGAGUGUAUCUGGGCAGGGGUGGGGGUGAUUCACUUCCUUGGGGGGUGCCCUUGUCAUGAACACCUUUGAUCCUUGAGUUUCAUUCAUGCAUCCAUUCAAGGAAUAUUCACUAAGCACUUACUAACAACCUAAGCUCACACUAGGGCAGUGACCGAGAUGAAAAAGAAGCUCCAGAAUUACAACAGAAUCCAGCUUCCAAACCCAUCGUCCCAGGAGAUCUUUCCUUGUGGUUUCUGUGAGAAUUGGCCAUCCUGACAACAGAUCCAGGGAGGCAGUGGGUUUGUCCUCGGCCGUGCACCAGCUCUCCAUCUGAAGCGUUUACCAAGCUCAGCCUCAGAAGUCAUGGUUUGUAGAUAGCCAAGCCCACAAGGAGACAUUUCCCCGGAGUAGUUCAAACUAAUAAACGCCUUUGCCUGCAGGGAAAUGAUUUGGAAAGGAGAUGAAAACCGGCGCCUUCUCUUAAAGGCAAUAAUGGAAGCGACUUCCAGUAACUGAAUUUGUGCACAAAACAUUCUAAACACUAGUGAAGCCUGUCUCAUUGAACUAAUUCUGGCCCUGGAAAUGUUUUGUUCUAUAGUUAUAUACGUUUUUGUUUGUUUAGAUUCAAGCUUAGUUUGUCAAUAUGUAUAAUUUAGCAUCUGUUGCACUCAUGUAAAUAUGGAGUAAGUAUUGUAAACUAUUUCAUUGCUGGGGAUUGUGGGUAUUAUACAUACAUUUAGGACUGCAAUUUUUUGGUAUUUUUUGUAUUGUAAAAUAACAGCUAAUUUAAGCAGGAACAAGAGAAUUAAGGGAGGUCUGUGCAUUUUAAACAAAAUGUGAAGAACUUGUACAUAAAAAAAGUAAAUACUAUACUACAAACUUCCUUCUGAAAUAAAAGUAGAUCUGGUAAAAAUGUG
Molecule: messenger RNA, 8223 nt
Organism: Miniopterus natalensis
Lineage: Eukaryota; Metazoa; Chordata; Mammalia; Chiroptera; Miniopteridae
Gene: ATRN
Product: attractin
Cellular component (GO): Golgi apparatus
Molecular function (GO): protein binding
Source: RefSeq, a predicted model, not a curated record